AAAGAGACCGGAUGUUGACAAAUUUCAUGUCACUGUUCUUAGAAGGUCGUUUGUUUGUGUGAAGAUUUCUUAUCUGGGAUCUCUCUCUUUAAAAAUGUUUCUCUCUCUAAAAAAAAGGUCCAUUCUUUCUUCUCCUUAUUGUCUGUGUUCUUGAGAGAGAUAUAGAGAGAGAAAGAGAAGGAGGAGGAGUGGCUGGCCCCAGCAGAUCGAAAUCUCCUCCUUUUCUUCAACCCGAUGACGAUCUUAGCUCCUUCUAUGGUGUUCCAACAACACCCUCUUUGCUAUUUUGUCUUACAAAAUUGUUAUUGGUUUCAGUUCUAGUUACCCUUUUGGCCUUCAAAUAGUGGGAGUCCAAAAAGGUUCUGAAUUUCUCUCUCUCUCUCUCUCUGAUUUUUGUUGAUGCCUUCAAUGGUGGAAUCUCUGUGGGAUUCUUGAGAGGAGGUGCUUAGAGGAUGUGGGUCUGAGGUAUGGGAACCAAAGUCCAGAAUCUUCCAGGAUAUAACUCAAUGAGAGAUCUUAAUGAGGAAUCUAGCAGUUGUGGCUGGCCACUAUUUUAUGGGGAUAAAUCACUAACAAAUGGGCAGUACUAUAAUAAUUAUCUGCCAAGUUCUACAACAGAUGCAUGUUCUGCAUACGAUAAGGAUGUUGUGAAGCGGAUGAUGCUUGAGCAUGAGGCUGUUUUUAAGAAUCAGGUCUAUGAACUUCACCGUUUGUACAGAAUACAAAGGGAUUUGAUGAAUGAGGUUAAAAGGAAAGAAAUACACAGAAACAAGAUACCAGUUGAGGCGUCAUUUUCCGCUGGUCACAUGACAUCUCAAUUAACAACUGAAGAUGGACAAAAAUGGCAUAUUUCUGGCUUUCCUGUGGGAAAUUCUACUUGUGCUAAAACAUCUGUGUCUGGAGUUGAGGGCAUUCAUUCUCCUUUGGGUUCUAUGAAAGGGAUCGGCAAACAAACUAGUCCAUUUCCCUCCCCCAAUGGGUGUAGUAGUUCAAAAGAUGUUGAGGUGCUUGAGUCUAGACCCUCGAAGUUGAGGAGAAAAAUGUUUGACCUACACCUCCCUGCUGAUGAGUACAUUGAUACUGAGGAAAGUGAAAAACUCAGUGAUGAAAAGACAAGUGAUCCAUCAUUCUUUCUUCCUGAUAGAAACUGUAAAAAUGGAAAGGAUGGUGAUGCGAAACUUUUUUGUGGCAAUGGUGAGAAGACUGGUAGCCAGGAGGACACUUCAAGAUCUGAGCAGUCUUUAAGGAGAAGAAAUGGUUUGGCUGACUUAAACGAACCUGUUCCGGUGGAAGAAACAUACAAUUCUCCAUAUGUCCCCCUUCUGAACCGUAAUCCCUGUCAAGGGGCAACUGAAUACUCUGAUAUCUCUGCCGCUACCAAACAAAAGUUGGAGUUUUUUGGUCUGUCUAGGGAGCAGUUGCUCAACUCUCAUGGAACUGACAGUUGGGCUCGAAGUAAUGGACAUUUGGAGAACAAUGGAGGUGGAAAAGGGUGGCAUCAAUCAAUGGCUGAGUCAGGGCAAGCUAAAAGCAACACACAACCUGUUCCUCAAGUCCUCAAAUCACCUUUAUCUUCCCAAACAAUGCAAGAUGCACUUAGCAAAGUUCAUAAACCUACAUCUGAUUAUCUAAAUGGUCGAAACAAGGCUGACAUGUGGAGGGAAAAGACUGUCAGUGAUUUACAUAUCAGUGAAAGAAAUCAUGAAUACUCCAUCAAUAAGCAACCUGAGUCUGUGAUACCAUUACAUAGACCUGGUCUUUUUGCAGCUGCUCCUUCCUCUGAUUUUUCUAAUUCUUGGUCUCAUUCGGCUUCUUCUUGGGAAAUGGCCAAUAGCAGCCUAAGCCAGAAGUUGAUAUCAAUUCAGACACCUCCAUGUAUAAAUGCAUCUGGUGCUUUGAGUAGGAGUUCUCAGUCACAUCAAAUUAAUGGGAUAUUGGAAGAAUGCUGGCCUCUAAAUAUCAAUUCCAAGCCUAACCAAGGUUUUCGAAGUGAUGCACCUAUACAGAAUGGAUUUUACCCUGGGUCUUCAUCUGGGUCCAAGGAACCAUCAAUGAACAUCUCUUCAAUUAGCUAUGACUAUCUCAAUCAUAAAAAUGAUUGUAAGAUAAUUCCUGAUCACUUCAUCAACAAUGUUUCAUCAAAAUCAUGUAAGGGUUCAGAUUCAAAUUGCAAUGACAUGACAUCUGGAAAAGAUUUUGACUUGAAUGUGCUGCUUCCAAAUGGUUCAUCCAACAGCUUAGUUCCCCAGUCAGGUGUUAGGAUAAUUGAUGGAGAAAAGAACAAUGAGGAGCGUCAUGCGGUGUUGCCUUGGCUUAGAGGGAAGACAACUUGUAAGAAUGGAGAACAUAACACUGCAGGAGAGUCGAGAUUAUUCCAUGAUGCCUCAUUGUCCAACAAAGAUGAAACUGGAAAGGGACCUAGCAGAAAAUUUAUGCACAAUAUAACUUCAAUUUUGUGUUCUAAUGACAUUGAGGCAAGGAGGAAGGAGUUAAACGAAAGCUCUAGUAAUAAGAAAAUUCUUGGUGUUCCCAUUUUUGAUAUGGCUCAUAUUUCUCCUAAGAAGGAGUUGUCUUCAAUCACUUCUCUGUCUGUGUCGAAUCCUAAUCCAUCUGAUGUGGAAGCAGCGGGAAAUAAGAAAAAACGGAUAUUUGAUAUGAACUUGCCUUGUGAUGCUGCUGUCGUUGAGUUGGACAAAGAAGCAUUCACUGAAACUGCUGUUGGUAAGACAAGGUCUCCUACAACAGAAGCAGACUCUAGAAAUCAAAUUGAUCUGAACUUGAGUAUGAGUGAGGACGAAGGAUCUUUCACAACUAUACCAAGUGACAAUGUAAAAAUGAAGGCACAAAUAGAUUUGGAAGCCCCUGCUCUUCCCGAGACAGAAGAGGAUGCUGUUCUUGAAGAAAAGCUGCUUGAAACUUCUCUAGCAUCACUGCAAGUCCCACAAGACACAGUUGAACUAGCAAAGGAUGAACUUAUGACAAAUGCAGCAGAGGCAAUUGUUGUCCUGUCAUCUCUUACCUGUGAUCAAGGGGAUGAUUGUGUGAUCAGCAAAAGUCCAUCAGAAAGUCCAAAGGUGGACCUGCUAAGUUGGUUUGCAGAUGUUGUUUCCUCAUGCAAAGAUAAUGUAGAGGGAAACUGUGAUGUUUCAAGGGAAAAAGAUGGCGAGGACAACGAGGGGCAUUCCUCUGAAGGAAUGGAUUACUUUGAGGCAAUGACAUUGAACAUGCCGGAGACCAAGGAAGAAGACUACAUGCCCAAGCCUCUUCUCCCUGAAAACUUCAAAUUGGAAGAAACAACUACUUUGUUACCAACUCGGACACGAAAAGGGCCAGCAAGGAGAGCGAGGCAGCGGAGGGACUUCCAAAGGGACAUCCUUCCAGGCCUUGCAUCAUUGUCGAGGCAUGAAGUGACAGAAGAUCUUCAGACAUUUGGAGGGCUUAUGAGAGCAACAGGUUAUCAAUGGAAUUCAGGAUUAACUAGGAGAAGCUCAUCUAGGAAUGGUGGUGGCAGGGGGAGGCGACGGGUGCAAGUUGCCCCGUCUCCCCUGACACUGGUGGCAACCAAUGAAACUAGCACCCCCCUGAUCCAGCAGCUUAACAAUAUUGAAGUUGGAUUGGAGGAUAGAAGCCUAACAAGUUGGGGCAAGACAACCAGAAGGCCCCGCCGACAGAGGUGCCCGGCUGGUAACCCUCCGUUGAUCCAGUUAACCUAAUCACCAUAAGAGGCUUAAAAUUUUUAGAUGAGAAUUUAUAGAGGUAAGCAGGGCCGGUUUUUGAAUUAAUGGAACAAUGAUGUUCUCAGGCAUGUGGAUUUCUCUUGUAAAUUUCUUCAACCCGUAUUUGGGUAUAUGCUUGAUUUGUCAGUCUUUGGGGUGGUGGUACCAGCUUGUAUUAUUCUUAAAUAAUGUUGCAUGAUUUCUUCUCAUUAUCUCUUUAUAGAACUGUUGAGAUAUAUACCAGUUUUUUUUUUUUAUCUCUUUAUAGAACUGUUGAGAUAUAUACCAGUGUUCCUUCAAUUCAUUGCUCA
Glycine soja is the source of this 4027-nucleotide messenger RNA. RefSeq lists its product as uncharacterized. The coding region runs from base 468 to 3713 and encodes 1081 amino acids. The transcript has 4 exons. The record is from RefSeq and is a predicted model, not a curated record. Lineage: Eukaryota; Viridiplantae; Streptophyta; Magnoliopsida; Fabales; Fabaceae.